Messenger RNA from Exophiala dermatitidis NIH/UT8656, 2179 nucleotides. RefSeq lists its product as uncharacterized. Bases 1009 to 1593 code for a protein of 194 amino acids. The transcript is spliced from 2 exons. Lineage: Eukaryota; Fungi; Ascomycota; Eurotiomycetes; Chaetothyriales; Herpotrichiellaceae. The record is from RefSeq and is a predicted model, not a curated record.
GAGCAAGAUGCCGUCUUCGAGUGUCAGUGUCCUCUCCAUGGGGAUAUGGUCCAAUGUCUAUUCAUGCCUAGGGUUUUCAGAUAUUUGUACGCGCAAGCUCGUUCUAUUGACCUCCCAUAGAAGGCGUCGGACUUGUUCCCUGCUUCCCAGCCACCGAAUUAUUACCAGACACCAUAAUUGGACGACGUCGCGGCUCGUCCUGGCCCUAACUGCUUCGCAUCUUGCGGGCAAAUCAUCGUUGCGAUAAGCCAUGCGCUUUUGACGUGCUUUACCAAACAUACUUUCCCAGAAACUUGCUGGAACUUGCAUGUGGCGCUCGGCAAAGCACGGCACCUGGUCUGUGACGGCGGGGUUUGCUAAUCUUGGAAUCCACCUGCUUGACCUUGCACGGGAAAAGAGCGGUACGUUCUGCAGGGAGGUUCGAUUUCUGGAUCUUGGAAAAAGCUGGAACUCUCGCUGCUGAGAUCCCGUACCCGGAGCCAGUACGUGGAUCUCGCUUUGUGAAGCUGAUGGAGCUCCAUCUCGCAGCAGACAAUGCUGCAUGUUUGGGACAAGCUGAGGCUUUACCAAAUGAAUGAUUGAUCUCACCACCGAUCUAUUGGACUUGCGGCUGUCGAGCCGACCGACUACUGACGUUAAUCCUUACAUCCAACUGACGCUCAUGCUACUAGUGGUUCUGUGGGCAGCUUUCGAGGUGUCAUGUCCUCUCGAUAGGGCUGUACACCAUUGCUCAAGCUCCUUCAGCUAUCCUUACUCGUCUGCCAAUGCGAUACUAAUCUACAGCUAACUUCUCUCACAUCUCGUCCUUUGCUAUCGAUUCACAAUCACUGCCGCUUCUCCUUUCCUUCCCCGGUCCCUCUUCUUUCAUCUAGACCCUACCGCAGACUGUCUGUCACUGAGCCCACCUUGCCCCCGGACAAUUCCGAUUCUGGUCAGCCUGCUCUAAGUACGACACACUAACAGGCUUUCUUCCCGGGUGGGACCUUUGAUGCAAAGGCAAGUCCGACGAUGAUGGUCGCCUUCGAAACUAUCUGCGUCUUUUUUCUCAGCCUCAUCGGACAUGGCUUCACCUCAAACGAAGGCUACUGGACCCCUGAACCGACAACAACAACAGCAUGGUGGACCCCAACAACCACAUCAUACUGGUCAUACUGGACCCCGACGACAACCUACACGACAUGCUACACGCAACAGAACGUUGUGGUCACCGUGACAUCCGUGAUUCCUUGUCCCGUCACCUCGACCGUCGUCUACUGGGAAUGUUGCGACCAGUGCGCCAACAACUGUAACUAUCCGCCAACCACGACAUGGGACGGUGGCAACGGCAUCGGCACGACGACCGUGACAUCCUACACGACCACGACUCCAUCGCCUACGAGCAACGGCGGUGGUGGCCUGCAGACCAUCACAAGUGAUGGGCUGGUCAUCAUCGUCGUGGGCUCGUCCACCACUCCGACGGUCAACACUCCAGCACAAACAGCCAGCGUUGUGUAUCAAGUUGUCAACGAUGCCACGGAUGGGAAUUCGAGUUCAAAACUGUGGUCUCUCGGCAUGCUGCUGGCUGUCAUUGCUACGAUCAUGAUCUUAUUAUAAUGAUCUCGGCCUCAAAAGGACCUAUUUCACGACGGGCAACGCCGAGGACGGUGUACUGUCCAGCUUGGCUUGCAGUUUGGCUUCAAGUUCUUGACUCCCUGGCUGGAUUCACCACUACCAUCGCCAUUUCCGAAAUUGCAUGUGAAAAGGAUCUGAAUAACAAAAAACAAGUUAACUCGGCAUACUCAUCUUCGUUUCUACUGCAUAAGAUCAACAGGCAUAACCUGUGUGGGCAUGUGCGAGGCGGGCAUUUUGCAGUCGGGGUGGAAUUCUGAUAUCAUGUCGGUCCCCAUUAAUGUGUCACGAAAUCGAUUACUCUGAAUGGUGCGUUUGCCGGUUUACUUUGGAUCCUCAGCGAAAGGAUACGACAGAUAUGAUAUACUACGAUUACUGCCUCGGGGCUCAGGUGUUCAAUCUGACUAACACGCAAGAGGAUGAGAGAGAGGUGGAGGCUCCCUUGGAGCUAGCGAGAAAGAAUCCUGGACGCAGCAAACCCUUGGUGAUUUGGACGAAGCCCUCUGCGUGGUUCAGUAUAUAUACCUAAGGUAAUGAUUAAUGAUAAUGACUGCCAGUGACCAGAAAGCCG